AAGUACUUAAUAGCUUGACCCCCAUGGGAGCGGCGCCGCGCCCUCCGUGAUGGUGAUAGGCCUAGCUGGAAAUCGACAAACAUGGUAGAUCAUGACACUGCUUCGGGCCGCGGCGGCGGAACGACUUCUCCGACGACCGUCCCAACUGGGCAGCAGGUCCAUACUACCUUUCAGCCCCCAGCGCGCGUGAUUACAGCCGCGCUCGCAGCGGUCAGCAGGCAGCAAGGUGGAUGUGGAUCAUCAUCUUCACGACAGGCAGAAGAUGACAUCGAGCGAGGGCAAAAGUAUGGCCAGCGGGUUGUUUUGGACUUCCGGCGCUGCGACCUGCUUGUGUUGCCAUGGCAGCUGGAGCAAGUGUUUCAUGGACGAGUGGGGGGUGCUUUAUGGAACGGGUGAACAGCUUUUUAUUUCAGCCAAUAUAAUCUUCAUCUUGGUUUUGUAUCAUCGCCAUCCACAUGAGGUACAUGUAUGUAUCACGAGUAAGAAUGACACGUAAAAAAUACAACGUGGUUGCCCAAAUGUCCAUUGUACGCUAAAAACCCGUCCCCUGGGGCGGUCAGGUGAUGACGAUGAACGCAUCAAUAAAAUUCCGAAUCGAAGAUGCUAUCCGAAGAAGAUGCAGAUGUUGGCUCACGAAGAUAAUUGGCAGUCGCAUAGUACAACUUCCAACACAACAAACUGCAAGAGCUGCAGCUUGGCGGAAACUUCCUGCAGAACCGCGCGCUUGCCCCCCUGUGCUUCAGCACGACAAGUAGAAGUGGAACUUCCGCUGCGGCUCCAGGUAACGACCACGCGGAGCACUCCCUACCCUGUUUCCUGCCCUCUCUCCGGGUCCUAGGCCUGCAGAAAAACCGGCUUUCUGGGGUAUUGAAAUUGGACAGGUUGCCAGGGUCGCUCGAAGAGCUUUAUCUGAACGAGAACCGGCUGGAAGGGUUGCAAAUCGACUUCUGCGCUGUAUCAAAAAUGAGAUGAAAGCGGACCUUUUUUGCAUUACAUCGAGGUGGUGCAACGGUAACUGUAACUGUAUGCUGUAACUGUAACUGUCUGCUGUAACUGUAACUGAGAAGCUGCUUCGCCUGUCCGGCGCGCUUGUCAACACUAUACUAAAGUUCUGAGUUGAUGUGAAGAGGAUCAGGCACCACAAUUCGAACACGACAAACACAAACAAUCAAUGCAGUUGGUGAAACAUAAUAAAUGCUUUCCAUUUUUCGAUAAACGCACCGCCAAGACGAAAACGUCGCUACAGCACCAGCAACCUUAUCGCGGUC
Messenger RNA from Amoebophrya sp. A120, 1268 nucleotides. The record is from the annotation of a GenBank genome assembly. Lineage: Eukaryota; Dinophyceae; Syndiniales; Amoebophryaceae.